Parnassius apollo (apollo) is the source of this 303-nucleotide messenger RNA. The record is from the annotation of a GenBank genome assembly. Lineage: Eukaryota; Metazoa; Arthropoda; Insecta; Lepidoptera; Papilionidae.
AUGGGCUAUCCUGUAGUCGACAUGGACGCUACUACCAAGUCUUGUAUGAACAAGGGAACUGUGAUGAAACAAGAUCUCCAGGAGGCCGCCAUCGCCAUAGAUUGCAUGUUCAAGAAAGAAUUUUGCCGUCAAGUUUUAAAGAGACACAACAAAUGGCCUAUGCUCUCGUUUGAUCCACAACUCAACCCACAUAUAGUAUCAUGUAUCCUAGAGAACGAGUGGGGCGAAACUACCUCCCUCAAAUGGGACCCGAUGGACUUUCAGCAUGUCCACUUAAAGAAAAAUUUCGAUUUCAAAAAAUAA